UUACAAUAGCAACAAGUCUCCACUCUCCAACAGUGCUGGGAGUUCUCACAUUCUCAUAAAAAUCCAGUCUAAUCGGAAGGCUGAAUAGAAAAGUUAUUGUUUCGGUAAGAAAAAUCGUAACGCAGAAUGGCUAUGAUGCUUGGAAAACAAUUGAACCUUCUAAAGGGGCCAUGCAAAAUUGCAUCUGUAAUGACUAAUAAUUACUUUACAACCACCAAGGAAAUCACACAUCCACUGCAAAGGAAACCAAAUAUUGUAUCAGCGGAGGAAGCGGUAGCAUGUAUAAAAUCAGGUGAUACGGUUUUUGCGUCCGGUGCCGCUGCUACCCCAAUAGAUCUGCUCAAAGCGUUGACAAAAUAUGGCCAAGACAAAAAACUUCAGGAUGUUACUGUCUGUCACAUGCACACAGAAGGUCCAGCUGAUUACUGCGCCCCCGAAAACAAGGAUAUCUUCCGAUCGAACUCUUUCUUUAUGGGCGCCAACGUACGUAAAGCCGUAGCUGAGGGACGUGGUGAUAAUAUGUCGAUUUUCUUACACGAAAUUCCACAACUCUUCUACAAAGGCAUCGUGAAGCCCGAUGUUGCGAUCGUUCACGUCUCACCGCCAGAUCGUCACGGCUUCUGUUCGUUAGGUACCAGCGUUGACUGUGUUCGUGCCGCGGCCAAUCACUCGAAAAUGAUUAUUGGCCAAAUUAACAAACAAAUGCCACGUACAUUCGGUGAUGCCUGCAUUCACUCAUCACAUUUCGAUUUUGCCGUUGAGGUGGACACACCCCUGCCUCAGCAUGGUGGCAAGCCACCAAGCGAAGUUGAAAACAAAAUUGGAAAGUUGAUUGCGGAUAACCUAAUUUGCAACGGUGCCACCCUACAGAUGGGUAUCGGUAAUAUACCAGAUGCCGUUUUGAAUGCUUGCCACAACCACAAGGAUCUUGGUAUUCACUCGGAAAUGUUUGCUAACGGCGUUGUGGAGUUGGUGCGAAAAGGUUGCGUUAACAACAGCAAAAAGAAGAUGCAUCAAGGUCGAAUUGUCGGUUCGUUUUUGAUUGGUAAUCAAGCUUUAUACGAUUUUGUCAAUGAUAAUCCUUUCAUUGAAAUGUACGCUAUCGAUUAUGUAAACAAUACUAGUAUUAUUAAGCAGCAACCUUGCAUGACUGCCAUCAAUUCAGCUAUAGAAGUUGAUCUUACUGGACAAGUGUGCUCCGAUUCGAUCGGUACACGUUUCUUCUCAGGUUUCGGUGGUCAAGUUGACUUUAUUCGCGGUGCUGCCGAAGGUCUUGAUGGCAAGGGUGUGCCAAUCAUUGCAUUGCCAUCGGUAACGAAUAAAGGCCAAAGCAAAAUUGUACCCAUAUUACAGCCAGGCGCUGGUGUGGUUACUUCUCGUGCUCACGUUCACUAUGUCGUCACUGAGUAUGGUAUCGCUUCACUCUUUGGCAAAAAUAUGCGUCAACGUGCCUAUGAACUCAUUCAAAUCAGUCAUCCAGAUCAUCGUGAAAGACUCGAAAAGUCAGCUUUUGAACGCCUUAAAGUAAUGCCAUCAUGUUAAACUCGGAGAGACUAAAUCAUUAAUACACACACGUAUAUACAUACAUUAAUACACGUGUAAACAAAAUCAGAAUGCAAAUUGUAGCAACUACAUGCAUAGUUAUGUAGCGUUUUCUUCGUUCUUCACGGAGUAUUGACUAAGAAAUAAAUUAGUGUGAUUAUGUACGUAAACACAAUCACGUUUCUGUAACCGGCUAGAUUAAUAUAGAGCGCAAAAGUGUAGCGUUAAGAAAAUCCUUCGAAAACUGUUAAUGAAUAAUGCGAAAAUUAAUAAGACGAAAAAUGUAUUUAAAAUUGAAAAAACAAGUUUAAUCAACCAUUCCCGAAACAAAACUAUUAGCAUUUUACAUAACGCAGGCACACAUAACAGUAAACAGUAAAACUGUGUUACUGUCAAAUUUAAAACUAAUGGUGGAGCGUAAACUAAAAUCUUAUAAAUCGGAUUGUAAACAUUGUCAAGCGAAAUUGAUUAUUUACUUCUGUGCAAAUUAUUGGUUUUAAAGCGAAUUUUUUAGGACAACAAAAUAUAAUGAAAUAAAUUAAAAUUAAUUAAUUAAAUAAA
Messenger RNA from Ceratitis capitata (Mediterranean fruit fly), 2103 nucleotides. Its product is annotated as 4-hydroxybutyrate coenzyme A transferase. The transcript has 6 exons. Gene Ontology annotation, cellular component: mitochondrion. Lineage: Eukaryota; Metazoa; Arthropoda; Insecta; Diptera; Tephritidae. Bases 127 to 1542 code for a protein of 471 amino acids. Gene Ontology annotation, biological process: acetate metabolic process. The record is from RefSeq and is a predicted model, not a curated record. Gene Ontology annotation, molecular function: acetate CoA-transferase activity.